GUUCUUUGACAGGAAAGUCAUAAAAUGAAAAUAUCUUUCGCUUUUAACUAGUCGAAACGAAAACGAAACUGAAAUUACUUAAUUAAUUAAAUUACUGAAAAGAAUACUAAUUUUAAAAUGAUUAUUAAAUGAUCGCUGAAAUAAUUAAUGAUAUGAAAAUCUUUGAUUUGUAAUUACCCAACAGAUUUUAUUACCAAAUCUGAAAUCAGCAUAUAAAUUAGAUUAUUUAAAAAAAGAAAGAAAAGUUAUUACAUUCUACUAAAUUAAAAUAUUUUGUAGCAACUUGUGCGAUAUUAAAUUUAUUUAGCUGCAGCGUUGAUUAUCUUGUUCAAGAUAUGGAAUUUCUUAAAAGUUUUAAAUACAUAUUGAAUGAGUUUAUAUGUUGUUCCGAUCAAGAAAGAAUGAACUCUUCAUCUGAUAAAGCCAUGUCAAAAAUCAACAAUCCCGAUGUUCUAAAAAUGAUCGAAUCGCAGUUUGACGGUGUUUUGGAAUUGAAGAAUCGGAUCCUUCUUUUACCUUCUACAGCGGAACGAGUCCGAUUAACCGAUCUUCCUGGACAUCAUGUCAUCACUGAAAAGCAACGGAUUCGAAUCAGGCAGUUGUUGGAAGACAAGGAGCAUGCUCUCAUCGGUGGAAGGAGAUGA
Molecule: messenger RNA, 644 nt
Organism: Argiope bruennichi
Lineage: Eukaryota; Metazoa; Arthropoda; Arachnida; Araneae; Araneidae
Exons: 3
Coding region: 336-644 (102 amino acids)
Source: RefSeq, a predicted model, not a curated record